Messenger RNA from Oppia nitens, 1084 nucleotides. Its product is annotated as pyrroline-5-carboxylate reductase 3-like. Gene Ontology annotation, biological process: L-proline biosynthetic process. Gene Ontology annotation, molecular function: pyrroline-5-carboxylate reductase activity. NCBI's taxonomy places the organism in Eukaryota, Metazoa, Arthropoda, Arachnida, Sarcoptiformes, Oppiidae. The record is from RefSeq and is a predicted model, not a curated record. The coding region runs from base 103 to 1020 and encodes 305 amino acids. The transcript has a single exon.
CAGUUAUUAAUCAGAUUAAACAGUUUAUUAGUAAUCAGUAAUCAAUUUAAUAGAUUUAAACAGUUUUGUUCACAAAACCAAACACAUUUUAAGACACAAUUCAUGCCCAACACGCCAACAGUUGACAUCUCAACGGCAAAGAUUGGGUUCAUCGGUGCCGGCAAAAUAACCCAAGCAUUAAUCCACGGUUUCGUCAGAUAUGGCAAAGUAGAGGCCAGUCGUAUACAUGUGUCGGCACCGACCACCAAAAAUUUGGAACGACUCAAACAACAGUAUUCAGGACUUCAUAUAACCCGAAGAAAUUUGGACAUCUUUCGGGACUAUAAUUGUACGUAUAUAUUCAUAGCCGUUUGCGGGUCGGCUAUUCGGGAGUGUUUCCGAAAGGCGACCGAUAACAAUGGCCGACCGUUUCCAUUAACCUACCAGUAUAUACCAUAUGCAAGAAAACGACAAUUUAUUUUCUCAUUGGUCAAUGGCUUUACCAUCAAAGAUAUCAGUCAAUGCCUACUGAAUCCCGAACAUCCGGAGAAGUAUUUGAUAGAAAUGCACAGAAUUGUUGUGAGCUGCUGCCGGACGGCCAGACUCGGGAUCUGUGCCAUUGACUGUUGCAACCCGUACAGCAAACUGCCACUGCCUAUCAUGGGUAUGCUGACCGAGGUGGCGGCACUCGAAUACAUACACGAACAACACAUGGACGCCACUUGCGCGCUACUCGGCUCCGGACUGGCCUUUAGCUACUAUUUCAUCGGUGCUAUGAUUGACGGCGCCCGUAAAUCGGGCCUAUCAAUGGAUAAGGCAACAAAACUGACGGCCCUGAUCUGUCAAUCGGUAGCCGAUUGUUUACUAGACCCACUAAUUUGUCCAACAGAACAGUGGGAUGGCAUAUGCGCACCCGAUAUACCGGCCGUUUACGGUAUCCAAUUGAUGGACAAAGCCGACUGUUCAUCAGCUGUGGCCGAAGCACUCGCGGCCGCACAGGAAAGAGCCGCCAAAUUGGCCAAAGAAGGCGUGAAAAAUUGAAAGAAGUGAUAAUCGAGUUGUGAUUAAGAAGUUUUUGUUUGUUUUGUUUUUUGUUUAACUGAUU